Molecule: messenger RNA, 1271 nt
Organism: Chara braunii
Lineage: Eukaryota; Viridiplantae; Streptophyta; Charophyceae; Charales; Characeae
Source: the annotation of a GenBank genome assembly
UUUAUGCAACAACAAUCCAAGGACGCAUGCCCAAACGGAAGCUAAGUUCCCAUUCACGACCCAUAUAACAAGCUACACCCAGUAAGAAAUGAAGGACAAUCAUUUCGUAAGGGUCACCAUUAUAAAGCCAUUCAUCAAGUGAAGCUGCUUCCCAUAUAGGAUACAAAUGUAAGCCUAUAGCUGCUGAUAGCUAUUCACAUUUUUGUGUGUACGAUUCCGCUUUAAUCUAAGGAUGGCGGACACUGGGCAGUAUCCAGGUUUUGAGCGAGUUUGCUAUAACUGCAGGCAGCCGGACCAUUUCGCCCGUAACUGCCCUUAUUCGAGACACGAUGGCCUCAUCUCGGGGGUCCCUAUUUCUCGUCCCACCAUUCCCCCAUCCUACCCUCCUCCCCAAACUUACACCCAGACGACCUAUGCACCUUUUGCCCCUCUGCUUCCUUCACCUCAAGCCCCGCCACCCCAGCAAACAACCUCCUCUCCCAACUUUUCCAACUCCAACGCUAUUGUUUCGUUUCGUCCCCCUGCCGUCCCAUCCCAAGCUGCUCCCUGGGGACCUAGACCUAGGAGUAACAACGCCGAAGUUGUGUCCCUCCUCAGAGAACUGGUGAACGAGCGUAGGGAAGAGAGGGACAGACGACGCGAGGAGGAAGAGCGCCACAGGAAGGAAGAGCAGGCAAGAAUUAUGAAGGAGGAAAAGAAGAAAAAUCUUGAAGAGGAGGAAGCACAGCAAGCUGAGAAGAAAGCAAGGAUGGCUAGAAUGAUUAAUGCGAAAAUGGAGGAACUCGAAAUGCAACAUCAAGCCAGGACGGAAGAAGAAAACAAGAAGAUGUGGAAGGAGAUCGAGAGAGUAGUUGGAGAUCCCAUGCGAGCACACCAUGCCAGACGCCGAUGCGUUUCUCCAACCCGACGAGGAGUUGAGGAUGAACCUUUGGGUUUCGAUCGUGUGAUCCUAGGAAAGAAAGUUGUUGUUGCCUCUGCCGGAAAGGAAGGUCGUGCCAAGUAUAUCGAAGAUUUCAAGAAGGAACUUCUGACGAAAUCCAAGUAUCAGUUGGAGUCGCUCUGCAAGGCGGAUCAGAUCAAGUAUUUCAAAAAAAAGCAAGCAUCUACGGAUCUCGCGGAGAUUGGAGCCCGUGAUGCCUACGGCGACGAAUCAGAGGAAGAGGGACUUGACAACAUCGCUGCUGACGCCCAAGAGGAGAAUCCCUCUUGAUGAUCUAUUGAUCUGGCGUAUGUCCGGUUGCUUUGGCAAAAUACGUGCCAACUACGGAUUC